Lytechinus pictus (painted urchin) is the source of this 3473-nucleotide messenger RNA. RefSeq lists its product as uncharacterized. The transcript has 2 exons. NCBI's taxonomy places the organism in Eukaryota, Metazoa, Echinodermata, Echinoidea, Temnopleuroida, Toxopneustidae. The coding region runs from base 112 to 1140 and encodes 342 amino acids. The record is from RefSeq and is a predicted model, not a curated record.
GAUGAAAUCGUUGUUGUAGACCUCGUUCACCCUAGUUUCCCCCGUGAAACCAAUAACCAACCCGGACGUAAACUGUGUGUCUCUCCUUAACUCCAUUGUACAACCGACAAAAUGAAAUCGUUUCUAGUCGUGCUACCCGUAUUCCUGCUAUCGGUCCAAGGGGUGACGUCACAAUACCUCGGAGAAACUGACGAGCGCGCAGCUAUACCUCCUCAUGAGGACCCCGGUCACAACACACACCAGGAAGCGAUCAUUUACGCUUGCUUAGCAGUCGUCGUCGUCCUCGCCGUACUCUGCACUCUCAUCCUUUGGUUCGUAGUUGAGCGUAACAAGAGCGACAUUCGACGCUUGGACAAGAUCAUCCCCGAAAUCGCAGAGAGAAUGAGGAAGGAGACGAUUACAGCGAACGGGGAGCUGAUGUCGGGUACAUUGACAGCUUCGCACGAAUUUGAGACCGAGUUUCUGACGAAUGAGGAGGUGCAGUUGACCUCGUAUACGAGGCGGAAUGAGGGAGAAACGGCAGCCGAGGCUACCGCCACGCCAUCCGAACCGGCUAAUGGUGACGUACCACGCGACCGCGGUGAAGACCAUACAGAGACGAAUCGCGAAGCGGUAAGGACCGACGCGGUAAACGAUGAUAAUCAAGACGAUGUCAGAAGACACGGUCAACGUCAAGAAAGAAGCGAACGUCACAGCAAUCGGCAUGAUGAACGAAACCGCAGUGGAAGUCCCGAGAGGCGUGCGCAUCACAACUCCUACGAGCGGCGUUCGCAUGACCGUUAUUCCACGCCCCACGAUUACGCCGUCGUCGCUCGUCGUCAAAACCACGCCCGUCCACCGCCACCGUCAUACCGCCACACAUACGAUGGUACGUACGACAAUCCAGUAAUGUCACUGCAAGACGAACAGGAUUAUCGACGCUCACGCAGGAACGGUCCAGUGCCGACGCCUGCACCGAAACCAGCAAAGCGUAAUGUGCGUCCGUCGUCUGCUUAUGUGGCCUCUGGAAGUGAAUACCCAGAAGAAACACCCCGUCCAGUAUCGAUAAUAGGCAUUAUGGGGGAAGAAGAUGGCAGAAGACCAACUCGGCAUGGGCAUGGCCGUAGAUAUAAAUCAAUAUUAUAUGAGAGCCAUGUUUGAUUUAUAAAGCAUAUAUCAUGUCCCUACGCAAAAUAGACACUUUUCUUUUCCAUGUUUUAAUUGUCAGAAAUUAUUGAAAUGACUGAAUGGGAAAUUAUCAGUUAGGCCUAUAUCUGUUUCUUAAUAGCAUAAUCAGAAUAUAGCACAUUAUUGCUCAACUCAACUUUAUAUUACAGAAUGAGAUCAUAUUAUAAACAACGGACCGUUUUAGAUUUUCUGACGCAACUUCUGAGACACGAUUUUGAGCAAAAUGCUGUUGUGCAUAUGCGCGAACGGUUUAUGCUAACUUUUAUUACAAGGGGUUGGUCUGCUUCUCAGAUAGUCCAAUACCACAUUGGAUACAGCGACUUUGUCUAAUGAUAAUAACAAUAAUAAUAAACUGGUGCUAUAUAGCGCACACUGUUAAAGAUAAUUUAAACAACUCUUUCUUCCUAGAUGAAUCUUUGUUCUGGAAGGCGUCAAGGGUCGUGGAAGCGAAAACUCCCUGUUGCUUAUUGAGAUCCGCUCCGACAUUAGCUGUCAGUUACAACCAUGGUUCCCUACCAAAUUCAUUAUGUUAUUACCAAUGACAAAAGGUUGGUCAGUCUAAAGUCGGUUCGUGUUUAAUAUCGAACAGAAGUAGCUGUUGAUGAAGAAAACUAAAUAGUGAAAAUCUUGCCAACUAUCAUUGAAUCACGUAUAUCGCAUACAUCUUUCAUUAUUUAAAUGAUUCUCUCUCUCUUGUUAGAAAACUUACACUUCCAUUUCGUCUGUAUACUUACGUGUAGGUCUGCAUACUUUACAUUUAUUACUAGUCAGUGGUCGCUCGAAAAUAGAAAUAAUAAUUCCUUAGUCGACAUUUGUAGAAUUAGGAUGGUGAUACAUCGAAAGUGAACUGAAGCCAGCGUCGGAAGCCAGCGACUUGUGCGUAUCACCUCAAGUGGACUCAGGCAGUCUUGACCACUGAACAUGCUGAAGUAGAAAUAGUCUCGUUUCAAUAGCUGGCUUAAUUAUGCGUAUCAUUUCAGGGGGAUAAUCCAGACUUUUCACACCAAUUCCUUUGAAAAUGCAAGUCAAAUCACAAUGAAGAGCAGAGAAGCUUUUGUAGAAAGUUGAUGGACCGGGACAGCAUCGGAAUAUCUUGACGCUGGACAACGACAUACAUGUAUUUGCAAUUGUUCGUCCGGUGUACGUAAAUCUUCGGAUGAUCAUCUGCCCCAGUCCACUAAUUUUCGACAAAAGCCUCUCAACUCUCCAUUGUGAUUUUAAUUGCAUUUUCAAAGGAAGUGGUGUGAGGUGUGAGUUCCUCUUAGGAAAUGCGAAAAGUUCGGAAUAUCUCAAGGCGGCCUCAUUCUUUUUCGGCGUAUUGGUGCAUCACCAUCCAUAUUGCAGGAAUGAGGUGGCUUCAAAGCCGGUAUGGGAUGCGGCUUGUGCAUCAGAGGCCGAAGUCGACGUCACAAAGUGAAGUAUUAAUGGUUAAUACCCAAGUUGCACCGGCUGUUAAAACAGACCGAAUAAAUUUUCGUCUGGUAUACUAUCGGUUAGUUUAUCGAGGGCGUUUAUAUGACUGUACCAUAUGUAUAUUGAAUAUGUAGCAAUAUUUAUUUCUUGACAGGUUAACUUCUUGCCAUAUUUGAAUAUAUGAUGUUUAAUAUUCUUUCGAAUUUGAAUAUUAUUAAGCAUUUGUUUUCUAUUUUCUUUUUUGUGAAUACUUAUUCUUUUUCUUGGUAAUUAAUCUUUGUAAUAUAAAUAAAAUUUAUGGUAAAAUAUUAAGUGUUAUAUUACUAUAAUCGGACGCAUUUAAGAAUGAAUAAACGAUGCUACACCAGGCUUUGCGAUUUGUCAUAAAAGUUGGAAAAUCGUGAAACAUGAUAUUAGUGUAUUAUCUUCAUACGCAAUCAACGACGUUCAUAGGUCUCCGUCAUUUUGUUUUAUGAGGUAGGGGGUAGUUAUGAUCAACGGCAAAAGGGGAAAAAUUGUUUGCCGAUUGACAAAUUAUAUAGGAUGAUAAAUAUGUCAAGGGCAUUCUCCUUUGGGAAGAGAGCCAAAUGUAUUAUGUGUAGAAUUUAAUAUUAUUUGCCCCCCCCCCACCGCCAUGAAUGAAUGAAUGAAGUUUUCCGCAUGUCAACAUCGCUUUUUAAUAAUUGAUUCAUGAUGCUCGAAAUCAUUACGAAUAGAGAACGUGGUUUUAAAUAACACCGUCAUUGGCUGUUUUACUACGUAAUUGCAAUUGAGUGCGAGAGAUCAGUUUGUCAUACGAACCAUUGUUAUAUACUGCCAUCUAUCGGCAAACUUGUACUUUGUCACGAACUGUAAUGUAUUUUUGCAAUAAAUAGUUUUGUAUGGUUAAGUAA